AGCCUUUACAGGAGCAGUGGUAGGCUUUCGGACAGAUAACACCAGGGGACAGUGGUUCUUCAAGUCUGACCCACUUCAGGUUAUAAAAACAGCCUUCACCCAGUGGAGUUGACACAGUCAGGACUGGCGUGUACAGCAGCCAACCCAGAGAUGAGUGUGUCAACGUGUCAGAUGAAGGAGCGUUACAACCAGCAGGGAUUCCUCUCUGCUGUACCGGUCCUAGACGACACAGAGCUGAGGGAGGCCAGACAGGCCUUCAACCACCUGGAGAGAGAGUUCGGUGAGGAGUAUACCCAGUACAGUCUCCACAAUGUGCACCUGAAGUACCCCUGGGUGAUGGGCCUGGCCAAACACCCCCACAUCCUACAGGUGGUACAGUCCAUCCUGGGCUCUGAUGUCAUCCUGCUAGACUCACGCUUCAUCUGCAAGUACCCAACAACCCCCACACCCCACCCCACAGCCACACAGGCAGGAAAUGAUGCCAUCACUCUGACCAGUGAGGAGGAAGUGAGGUCAUCAGAGAAGGACCAGCAGAGUGAGACUGGACUGCCCUUCGUGGCCUGGCACCAGGAUAUGAGGUACUGGGGAAUAGCUGGGGGUCCAGUCCUGUCGGUGUGGCUGGCUCUAGAUGAUUCACUGGCAGAAAACGGAGCCCUGAAGGUCAUCCCAGGAAGCCACUGCUCUGGCAUGCUGCCCCACCAACUCGCCUCCCGCCCCGGAAACAUGCUGUCAGUCAACCAGGAGAUCCCUGAGGAGCUGGUGCAAACGGAUAGCGCUCUACUCUGCCCCCUGCUGGCUGGGCAGAUGUCUAUCCAUGAUGGGUUCCUGGUCCACGCCAGUGACCCCAACACAUCCCAGAAGAGACGCUGUGGCUUCGUGAUCCGAUACGUCCCUACCUGUGCCUACCCUAUACAGGACCCAGACCGUCCCAGGCGUUUCCAUGCUACAGUGAUGGCCAGUGGAUCAGACCAGUUCAGUCACUUCUCCACCUUGCUGUGAUGAGCCUUACAGCACAACUUCAACCAUAUCCAUAGAGAUCCCAUUACUGUAUUACUGUCUGAUACUUAGAGGAACCUCAUGAUACUGUGUUCACCUUGAUGACUUACUGCUGUGUUCACCUUGAUGACUUACUAUAUGUUUUAUGAUAUAAAAUGCUAACCUUCCCUGUUAUUGUAAUGGUGAGAGGUUAGUAUGUCUUGGGGGUAUGAUAUAAAAUGCUAACCUCCCCUGUUAUUGUAAUGGUGAGAAGUUAGCAUGUCUUGGGGUAUGAGAUAAAAUGCUAACCUCCCCUGUUAUUGUAAUGGUGAGAGGUUAGCAUGUCUUGGGGGUAUGAUAUAAAAUGCUAACCUCCACUGUUAUUGUAAUGGUGAGAGGUUAGCAUGUCUUGGAGGUAUGAUAUAAAAUGCUAACCUCCCCUGUUAUUGUAAUGGUGAGAGGUUAGCAUGUCUUGGGGUAUGAUAUAAAAUGCUAACCUCCACUGUUAUUGUAAUGGUGAGAGGUUAGCAUGUCUUGGAGGUAUGAUAUAAAAUGCUAACCUCCCCUGUUAUUGUAAUGGUGAGAGGUUAGCAUGUCUUGGUGGUAUGAUAUAAAAUGCUAACCUCUGUUUUCGGGGUAUGAUGUGUGAAUUUAACUUUUUUACUUUCUCCCUCGUCAUUAUUAAUUCAGGACUAUAUGUUGUCAUGGUAACGUCCAUGUAGAAGUGUUUAGAACCGUACAGCAUGUGUCACUGUCCCAAUACCGGUGGAGCUCACAGUAUCCGGGUUGGACUGGGUUGGACUGGGUCGGGCUGGGUUGGACUGGGUUGGACUGGGUCGGGCUGGGUCUCAUGUUUCUGUACAGUGAACCAGAAUGGCCCAUAGGGCAGGAGUCCAUCUCCUGUUUCUGUAGAGUGAACCAGAAAUGGCCCAUAGUGCAGGAGUCCAUCUCCUGUUUCUGUAGAGUGAACCAGAAUGGCCCGUAGGGCAGGAGUCCAUCUCCUGUUUCUGGAGAGUGGACCAGAACGGCCCGUAGGGCAGGAGUCCAUCUCCUGUUUCUGUAGAGUGAACCAGAAUGGCCCGUAAGGCAGGAGUCCAUCUCCUGUUUCUGUAGAGUGAACCAGAACGGCCCGUAGGGCAGGAGUCCAUCUCCUGUUUCUGUAGAGUGAACCAGAACGGCCCGUAGGGCAGGAGUCCAUCUCCUGUUUCUGUAGAGUGGACCAGAACGGCCCGUAGGGCAGGAGACCAUCUCCUGUUUCUGUAGAGUGAACCAGAACGGCCUGUAGGGCAGGAGUCCAUCUCCUGUUUCUGUAGAGUGAACCAGAAUGGCCCGUAGGGCAGGAGUUCAUCUCCUGUUUCUGUAGAGUGAACCAGAACGGCCCGUAGGGCAGGAGACCAUCUCCUGUUUCUGUAGAGUGAACCAGAACGGCCCGUAGGGCAGGAGUCCAUCUCCUGUUUCUGUAGAGUGAACCAGAACGGCCCGUAGGGUAGGAGUCCAUCUCCUGUUUCUGUAGAGUGAACCAGAACGGCCCGUAGGGCAGGAGUUCAUCUCCUGUUUCUGUAGAGUGAACCAG
This is a messenger RNA of Oncorhynchus masou masou (cherry salmon), 2548 nucleotides long. RefSeq lists its product as uncharacterized. Gene Ontology annotation, biological process: fatty acid alpha-oxidation. Lineage: Eukaryota; Metazoa; Chordata; Actinopteri; Salmoniformes; Salmonidae. The record is from RefSeq and is a predicted model, not a curated record. Gene Ontology annotation, molecular function: phytanoyl-CoA dioxygenase activity. The transcript has 7 exons. The coding region runs from base 151 to 999 and encodes 282 amino acids.